UUUUUGUAAAAAGUUUUUGUCUUUAGAAAAAAAAAAAAGACGCUAGAAAGAACGCGAAAGCUCCCGACGAAGAUUUGAUUUUGAUCGAUUUAACACGAACAACAAACAACAUCUGCGUGAUAAAGAAGAGAUUUUUGCCCAUUUAAGAAGAGAUUCGACUCUAAUCCUGGAGUUAUCAUUUACGAUAGAUUCUAAGAUUGCGACUAAAAAGAAGAUGGCUGUAUAUGAAAAAACCGGAAUCGAUACACCGAAGAAAAGGAAAUCUAGGGCUCGAGCAGAUGGUUCAACGGUGGCUGAUAGGUUAAAGAAGUGGAAAGAGUACAACGAGAUUCUUGAAGCUUCGGCUAUUAAAGAAGGAGAGAAACCGAAACGCAAGGUUCCUGCGAAAGGGUCUAAGAAAGGUUGUAUGAAGGGUAAAGGAGGACCAGAUAAUUCUCACUGUAGUUUUAGAGGAGUUAGACAAAGGAUUUGGGGUAAAUGGGUUGCAGAGAUACGGGAACCGAAUAGAGGACAAAGACUUUGGCUUGGUACUUUUCCUACCGCGGAAGAAGCUGCUGCCGCUUAUGAUGAAGCCGCUAGCGUUAUGUAUGGUCCAUUGGCUCGUCUUAACUUCCCUCAGUCUGUUGGGUCUGAGUUAACUAGUACAUCGAGUCAGUCUGAGGUGUGUACGGUUGAAAAUAAGGCGGUUCUUCGUGGUGAUGUUUGUGUGAAGCAUGAGGAUACUGAUUGUGAAUCUAAACCAUUUAGUCAGAUUUUAGAUGUUAGGGAAGAGUCUUGUGGAACCAGGCUUGACAGUUGCACGGUUGGACAUCAAGAUACGAAUUCUGUGCUGAAUUACGAUUUGCUGUUAGAGUUUGAGCAGCAGUAUUGGAGCGAAGCUUUGCAGGAGAAAGAGAAACCGAAGCAGGAAGAAGAAGAGAUACAGCAGUGUUGGAGCGAAGCUAUGCAAGAGGAAGAGAAACCGAAGCAGGAAGAAGAGGAGAUACAGCAACAUCAACAGCAACAGCAGCAACCGGAUUUGCUUACUGUUGCAGAUUAUGGUUGGCCUUGGCUUAAUGAUAUGGAAAAUGAUCAGAUUUCUUGGGAUCCUAAUGAGUUCUUUGAUAUUCAUGAACUCCUUGGAGACAUGAAUGAAGGCAUGUUACCUGGUCCCGAUCAGAGCCAGGACCAAAGCCACGUAAAUUCUGGUAGUUAUGAUCUGCAUCCGCUACAUCUUGAGCCACACGAUGGUCAUGAGUUCGAUGGUGUGAGUUCUCUGGAUCUUUGAGAUUUCUGAGGCGAUGGUCUAAGACUACAACAUAAUCUUCGGAUUGAUCAUAGGAGAAACAAGAAAUAGGUGUUAAUGAU
Messenger RNA from Arabidopsis arenosa, 1347 nucleotides. NCBI's taxonomy places the organism in Eukaryota, Viridiplantae, Streptophyta, Magnoliopsida, Brassicales, Brassicaceae. The record is from the annotation of a GenBank genome assembly.